AUGUCAAAGAUCGAAGAUGGAAAAAUGCAAAAAACGGAUGAUUUACGUGAGAUAAUCAAUUCAAAAUAUUACCAAAAACUUUUGAAUUUGAUCUCAACCAAAAAUGAAGGACGUCAAAAGCGGCAAAUCGAAGAAUCAUCAUAUUUGGGAGCUAAUCGAAUAUUUACAAAACUUGAUAAUACUGUCGCAAGCAUGAUUACAACUGUCGCAAUUUAUGAGUUGAACAAUAUGAAUGUUUAUAUCGCAACAAAAUUAAGUUGCUUGAAAUAUGUCGCAGAAACUAUUCAAAUAUUCAACAAACAAAUUGAUAAUGGCAGCAUAAUAUGGAUUUUCAUCUUGAUUAUUUAUUGGAUGCUAAUACCUGUAUUCAUUUGGGUUGCAAUUAUUUUAUUUAUGUGGAAAAAUCUUCGAUCACAUUGGCAUAAAAUUAUUGUACCAUUGGCAAUUGCGAAGCAUUGUGAAGUAAGCGGUAAUUUAUUAAAUGCGAGAAAUGAAAUUAUUACAAUGCCAGCAUGGGACGGUGUUCUGGAAGCUCGCUUCGAACAGACAACCCAAUCAGAGCAUGAUGAAAUUAAAUGGUCGCCAGAAGAGGAAGUGGUUGAAAAACAGGAUCAGGAAGAAAAAUGA
Molecule: messenger RNA, 627 nt
Organism: Cercopithifilaria johnstoni
Lineage: Eukaryota; Metazoa; Nematoda; Chromadorea; Rhabditida; Onchocercidae
Source: the annotation of a GenBank genome assembly